This is a messenger RNA of Geodia barretti, 731 nucleotides long. NCBI's taxonomy places the organism in Eukaryota, Metazoa, Porifera, Demospongiae, Tetractinellida, Geodiidae. The record is from the annotation of a GenBank genome assembly.
UUUGCAGUCGCACAGUCGCAGGUCGCUGCCCACGGCCGAAUUCUACGUUGUGGUACCUACCUGAGGUGGCAGGUUAAGAACGAGGGCACCAGAUAGUAGACAUGCCUGAGCCGGAAGACGGGAACAAAGGAGUGACAAUAGUGGGCGGAGGUCUGGUGGGUUCAUUGCUGGCCGUCUCCCUCGGGCAGCGCGGGCUCCGCGUCCACCUCCACGAAUCGCGAAGCGACAUCCGCCGUGCCGCAGAAGGGAUGAAUGCGGUUUCGAAGACUGUCUCGUAUUGACAGAGUGCUGACAGAGAGUGGAGGAGAGCUAGCAGCAGCAGCUCAGUUGUACCAGGACAACCACUGAGUGACACACACGCCAUCUGCGACCUCUCCAUGUACAACUACAUCGAGAUGCGCUCCCACGUCACCUCGCCCCUGUUCUUAAUCAGGAAAAGGAUUGACAAUGCCCUCCACUAUCUCUUCCCGUCUCUCUUUAUCCCUCUCUAUUCAAUGGUGGCCUUCACACGUAUCCCCUACCGUCGUGUGGUGGAGAGACACAACGUUCAACAGACGGUCAUCAGACGAGGGCUCUGGGGCCUGUCCCUUGCCUCUCUGGGGCUACUGGGCUACCUGAUCUUCAAGUUUUCUGGAAUGGAAAGUUGCAGUUCGUUACCGCAUUCUUCCCUGCGUCUUCAAAUGUGUUGUUAAUGACUACCUUCAACACUAAUUUCUGCAUAGAUUAGGUGU